AUGCGCCACUCCAUCUCACACACCUCGCAGACGAUUAACCCACUGUCGUUGCCGAACAAUGCGGCCUCGUGGUGGUUCCGAGACCCCGGGAUGCGCGCUCUAGCUUGGCCCAUCAUUGUCGGCUUCGCCUCAACAAUCUCAUCCGGUUACGACGGAAGCUGCAUGACUGGCCUACAGGCCAACAAGCGUUACUUUAUGCCGGCGAUUGACAGCCCCGAUGCUAACAAGCUAGGCCUCAUUGUGGCAGCGUACACGUUCGGCGCUCUUCCCGCCCUCCUCCCAGCGUCCUACAUGGCCGAUCGGUGGGGCCGUCGUAUUUCUCUGGGUCUUGGUUGCAUUGUUAUCAUCGCCGGCGCUCUUGUCCAAGCACUCACCACGGGCGGGUGGCACAUGUUCGCUGGCCGAUUUAUCGUCGGCUUUGGAGGCAUGUUCGCCUCCAUUUCGGGAACGCCUUACGCCUCCGAGCUCGCCCACCCCCGCAACCGUGCCCAAGUCAGCGCACUGACCAACACAUGCUGGUACGUCGGUAGCAUCAUUGCAGCGUGGACGGCCUUUGGCACUUCGUUUUGGGAUAACGCUUGGUCGUGGCGCCUCGUAUGUCUCAUGCAAGUCGCCCCUCCUGCGUUUCAACUUUUCUCACUUCCGUUCCUUCCAGAGUCACCUCGCUGGCUCGUGUCAAAGGGGAGGUACGAGGAGGCGCACCGCGUGUUGGCAAAAUAUCACGCCAAUGGCGACUUGGACGACCCGCUCGUCGUCUUUGAAUUGCAGGAAAUCAAGGAGGCGAUCGAGUCCGAAAAGGCCGCUACUGAGGGAGUUGGAUACUCGGCCUUCCUCAAGACGCCCGGUAACCGCCACCGCCUAGCGAUUCUUAUCAUGGUCGGCCUGUUCUCGCAGUGGGUCGGCAACGGCAUCAUCAGCUACUACCUCGUAUCUAUUCUCGAGAGUGUUGGAAUCACCUCGGAGGGCCAGCAACAGGGAUACAACGGUGGUCUACAGAUCUACAAUUGGAUCCUUGCGAUUGCCGGUUCGUUGAGCUGCGAACGUUUCGGCCGUCGCAAGCUGUGGUUGACCUCGGCCAUCGGAAUGUUCUUCUCCUUUGUCGUCAUCAUGGCUUGUUCGGCAGCCUAUGCCGAGGCAGGAAAACACGCGGCCGGCCCCGCAGUCUUGGCCUUCCUUUUCAUCUACUUUGGUUUCUACGACAUUGCCUUUACGGGUUUAACCAUUGGCUACCCUCUUGAAAUUCUUCCUUACUCGCUCCGGACCCGCGGUCUCGCCAUCCUCCAACUUUGUAUCACCCUCGCACUCUGCUUCAACCAGUACGUCAACCCGAUCGCACUCGCCGCCCUCCACUGGAAGUACUACGCCGUCUACAUUGUCAUCCAGGCCAUUGCCAUCGUGUGCAUCUACUUCUGGUACCCCGAGACCAGGGGCCUCUUCCUCGAGGAGAUUGCUGUUGUCUUUGAUGGCGAAAGGGCCGUCCUGCCGUCCCAGCGCGACGGCAUUAUCUCCGACGACGACAAGGGCGGAAUUGACGUGUCGCACCACGAGGUGCUUCAGCACAAGUACGACGACGCCAACCGUGUUUAA
Molecule: messenger RNA, 1587 nt
Organism: Cutaneotrichosporon cavernicola
Lineage: Eukaryota; Fungi; Basidiomycota; Tremellomycetes; Trichosporonales; Trichosporonaceae
Exons: 3
Coding region: 1-1587 (528 amino acids)
Biological process (GO): carbohydrate transport; transmembrane transport
Cellular component (GO): membrane
Molecular function (GO): carbohydrate:proton symporter activity
Source: RefSeq, a predicted model, not a curated record